Molecule: messenger RNA, 876 nt
Organism: Prorocentrum cordatum
Lineage: Eukaryota; Dinophyceae; Prorocentrales; Prorocentraceae
Source: the annotation of a GenBank genome assembly
AGGCACAGCUGGCAGUGCGAUGGCCGCCAUCCCCCAGCCUGCGUCCCAGGCGGCGGCCGCGCUGCUGGUUCUCGGGCUCUGUGCGCACAGUCCCCUCGCGACCGCGCCGUACAACGAGGAGGGCAAGGUCGAGUCUGCGAACCUAUACGGCAACGUGGCUCAGUAUGGGUAUUAUCCAGUUGCGCUGUCGCGUCGGAACUCCUGCAAACCAGCGCACCUCGGUGAUCGUCGACACCGGCAGCCGGCUCGUUGGGUUCCCAUGCACCGGCUGCGAGCAUUGCGGGAGCCACAUCGAUAAGGCCUUCGAUUUCUCCCGGUCUAGCAGCGCCUCAUGGGUCGGUUGCGAAUCUGAUACCAGUUGCUCCACUGGCUGUGUCGAGGGGCACUGCGCGUACUCUGAGACAUAUUCUGAGGGCAGCUCGGUGUCGGGGUACUUCUUCGAAGACGACAUCGAGCUCGGCGACCUUGAGCAGAAGAAUCCAGCAGUCAAGGUCAGACUGGGGUGCCACAUGAAGGAGAACAGGCUCUUCUACUCGCAGCGCGCGAACGGCAUCAUGGGCCUUGCCCCGGGCGGCCUCGGCGACACCGGCUCCCCGACUAUCCUGACGCAGUUGUUUGCGGACAAGCAGCACGUAAAGACCAGCAUCUUUUCCAUGUGUUUGUCCGAGUGGGGAGGCCGUCUGACCGUCGGAGGCUACAACGGGACCUCCCACAGGAAAGGAGGAGAGAUCCAGUGGGUGCGCCUGCGCCCAGCCCACUACCACUUUGUGUUCCCCGUCGGGCUCACCGUGGGCCCCGUGAAGGACCCAGAGGGCGAGGCGGUGGCUUGGGGCCAGAGGAACCUCGGCGUGACGAUCGUGGACAGCGGUACGACCU